Girardinichthys multiradiatus is the source of this 1443-nucleotide messenger RNA. RefSeq names its product bcl-2-like protein 1. The record is from RefSeq and is a predicted model, not a curated record. Gene Ontology annotation, molecular function: protein heterodimerization activity; protein homodimerization activity. Lineage: Eukaryota; Metazoa; Chordata; Actinopteri; Cyprinodontiformes; Goodeidae. Bases 276 to 935 code for a protein of 219 amino acids. The transcript is spliced from 3 exons. Gene Ontology annotation, biological process: extrinsic apoptotic signaling pathway in absence of ligand; negative regulation of intrinsic apoptotic signaling pathway; intrinsic apoptotic signaling pathway in response to DNA damage. Gene Ontology annotation, cellular component: mitochondrial outer membrane.
ACGGGAUCGACGACAUAAUUGGCCAGCAGCCCGCGGGCGUCACUGAACGGGCCCCUGUCAGUUGCAGAAAUGUUUAUGUUGUGGUUGCAGUUCCAUCCACUUUUACCCCCUAAUCUGCGUUCUUAACUGCAAUAAAUAACCUUUUGGGAGCUGUUGUUUCUGGCUGCAGGAUAAAUUACAGAAGCUCCAAUGUGACUCCUGGCAGACUGGGAGAAAUGAAAACAUCAUGGCAUCUAAUUAGGUUGACUCUAUAUUGGAGGUUAAGUGUGUAAAUAAUGUCAUACAGUAACAGAGAACUGGUGAAGUUCUACAUAAGCUACAAAUUGUCCCAGACAAACUGUCCAAACUCUCUGCUGAGGUCCGAGGUUGCUGGUGACAGGACCGAGGGAGAGAAGAACACCUCGGCUUCAAGCAAUGGCCCACUGGUAAACAGUAGGGCCGGCCCCCUAAGGAAGCCUUGGGCCCCUCGUGGCAGCAUAGAGGCUGUAAAAUCAGCUCUGAAGAACUCAGCAGAUGAGUUUGAACGUCUCUUCACCCAAAGUUUUAGUCACCUCUCCUUGCAGCUAGACAUCACCCCUGACACAGCCUACCACAGCUUUAAGGCCGUGUUGGACGAGUUGUUCAAGGAUGGGGUCAACUGGGGACGUGUGGUGGGGCUAUUUGCCUUUGGCGGUGUUCUGUGUGUGGACUGUGUCCAGAGGAAUAUGAGCGAGCUGGUCUCCCGCAUUGCAGACUGGAUGACCAUUUACCUAGAUGAGCAGCUCGAUCCCUGGAUCCACAGCCAGGGAGGAUGGGACUGCUUUGCUAAGCUUUAUGGACAAGACGCUGCUGCAGAGGGGCGGAGAUUUCAGGAGACGUUGGACAAAUGGCUGCUAGUUGGUGCGGCUCUGCUAACCGGAGUACUGCUCGCCGUGCUCGUUGCUAAGAAACGAUGAACAAUCUGCAUGUCCGUCAUCAUGGCACAUCAUGUGUAUUGCUAUGCCAACGCAAGUAAAACAAAGUAGUUAUUGUUUACAUUAAGAAAAUAUAAAGCCCGGUCCGCUUGUGCACUGAAUGUGGUUAGGCUACACAGUCGAGCAAAUUGUAGGAGUAUCCACAACUAAUGUAGCUUGGUGAGCUGUAAUACGUCUCACUCUGCUUCUCUGGUUUCUUUUAACAUGCAGCAGUGCAUUUUAGUUGUAAAAGGCUCUUACUGUUCAGACUUGAAGUGCUUUAAAUGAACAUAAGCUAUAAAUGAGACUGAGAAACAUUCAGCUGGUUUGGUGAAUUCGCUUUUUCUUGCCUUCUGUGCAUUAUCCAAGGACCAACUCUUAUGUCUAACAAACUGAAAGCUGACAGAGAAUAUAAGUUCUAUAUUUUUUUUCACUGUGUAACAUUGGAGUCCUUUUGUUGCCUGUACUGGAGUUUUAGGCAUGCUUCAAAAAUAAAAAUAUUUAUGUUUUU